UUUUCCCAUUAGUCCCAGGACAAGCAACGGAUCGCAGUUACCAACCUUCUGUGCAACUUAUGGCAGAAGUUUAGCAGGGUGGAGUACUCCCUGAAUAUUACUUAACCUCUCCGAGUUUGGAAAUAUUCCUGGAUGGACCUGGCCGAUAACAGCUGGUCCAUGGUUAAGCGCGAAGUGUCCAGCAGCCCUGGAUCUCCGGCUGAGAGCUACCUGUCCGGUGACAGGAGAGACGGCCCCGCGGCGGAAGAGCUCCGAUCCGCCGUGUCACAAAGCGAGCUGGACGCGCUGGGCCACAGGCGACACUCCUACGUCCACUUUGGACACCACAACAACGGGCUGGGCGCGUCCGAGGACAUGCCCCUGUUUACGGACUUAGACCAGGGCAGCAAACUGGUGUUGUCCGGGAGCACGCACAAAACGGGCCUCUUGGUGGACCCCAGUGAAAUGUACCAGACACUGGCCAUCGCAGCAGCGCAAACGCCCACCGGAUACGAGUCCUCCUCUGGGGGCUACAGCAUGCACUCCAGCCCAAACUCCCCUGUGUACGUGCCCAGCUCUCGCGUGGGGCCCAUGAUCCCUAACCUGUCGUACCUCCAAGCCAGUGGCACUCAGCCCAGCCACGUGUCCAGCCACUCGGUAUGGUCCCAGUCCGCACCCGAGAGCCCUUCAUACAGCACGAGUAGCCCACACGCGGCCAACCGUUUCCACUAUCCCCCCAGCCCGCCGAUGAGCAAUGGCACGUCCCGAGACACGGCCUAUAGUAACACUCUGAACAUGGGCAGCAGGGACCAAUACAGUCUGUCUCGGAGCCUCAGCGGGACUUACCCCAGCCCGUACUCCCCGUAUGUGACCCCGCAGCUGUCCCAGCUCCCCUCGCCCUGGACGAGUGGGCCCUUCGACAACACCAUGCUACACACGCUGCAAAGCAGAGGCGCACCCCUCAUCCGAGGCCCUAAUGGAGUGUCCGACCUCUUGGAUGACAUGGGCGAGAGUCGGGAGUGUGUCAACUGUGGGUCCAUCUCCACACCGCUCUGGAGGCGCGACGGCACCGGGCACUUUCUGUGCAACGCCUGCGGCCUCUACAGCAAAAUGAACGGCCUGAGCCGGCCGCUCAUCAAACCACAGAAAAGGACGUCUACGUCCAGAAGAAUCGGCCUGUCCUGCGCAAACUGCCAAACGAGCACUACUACUUUGUGGCGCAGAAACGCGGAGGGCGAACCAGUGUGCAACGCGUGUGGCCUCUACACCAAAUUACACGGGGUUCCUCGACCACUUGCAAUGAAAAAAGAGGGAAUCCAGACUAGAAAAAGAAAACCCAAAACUCUAAAUAAAUCCAAAGGCUCCUCUGGAAACAAUAAUAACACCGUCUCCAUGACUCCCACUUCCACGUCUUCAUCCAACUCUGAGGACUGCUCCAAAACCAGCUCUCCCACGACACAGGUCAGCUCUUCUGUCCUGUCCAGUUCAGCGGAGGGCACUGUGUCAUCGGUGAAGUAUUCGGGACAGGACGCCCUGUACACCAGUCUAUCCCAGGACGUCUCCUCAGUCCGGAGUGAUGCGUGGUGCCCUAUGGCUUUGGCCUGACCCCCCUCCCCCAAAAUUAAGACUUUAAUCCCUGGUCCAAGCACACUGUCAUUCGGAAAUAUCCCGGAGCAUUACUUGUUUCCUUGUUUGGAAGUGCCUGACUUUCCCUUCAAGUGCGGAAUACCCAACUUCCAGAUUUGGGGAAUUUGGCCAAAAUGAUCAACAUUGUUUUUUGCUGUGGACAUCGCUUCUGGAGGCACUGGUAUUUCUCCUCACACCUCUCUUCACACCUUUUCACAUUGUACAUAAGGGAUUUUUUUCUCUUGGAUAAAGACAGUGCCGUUUUAAGCACAUCUUUAUGGACAAGUUAUGCUACUUUCCCCACAACUGGAAUCAUGCAAAGACGACUUUUACAAAUCAAAAAGGAUAAAAAGAAAUAUAUUUAUGAAUCUUCCAUUGUUGGCUCUGAUUGUUAAUAAAGAUAUCAUUUUAGAGUAGAA
Messenger RNA from Periophthalmus magnuspinnatus, 2024 nucleotides. It is a transcript of the gene gata6, whose product is annotated as GATA binding protein 6. Gene Ontology annotation, cellular component: nucleus. The record is from RefSeq and is a predicted model, not a curated record. The transcript is spliced from 7 exons. Gene Ontology annotation, biological process: positive regulation of transcription by RNA polymerase II; cell fate commitment; negative regulation of transcription by RNA polymerase II. Gene Ontology annotation, molecular function: zinc ion binding; DNA-binding transcription factor activity, RNA polymerase II-specific; RNA polymerase II cis-regulatory region sequence-specific DNA binding. The coding region runs from base 133 to 1584 and encodes 483 amino acids. NCBI's taxonomy places the organism in Eukaryota, Metazoa, Chordata, Actinopteri, Gobiiformes, Gobiidae.